UAUGUACCUACUGCAUAAAGUACCACCUCCUGUGCAACCUGCUCAAGACUCCCUUUAACCCCAGGAAGUGGAGCAAUGGGGCGUGGCUGAGCCCCAGCAGGAAGUGGAGCAACAGGAAGUGGAUUAGAGCCAGAAGUGAAUUGAACCCCAAAGGUUUCACUCGCAGCGCUGUCUCCUCCCAACUGUGUAACUGGACCUUCAGGGAUGGAUCUGUCCUGUAGGAAACGUUCCUGCACCACUUCUCCCCCCCCCAUAGAGGUGACGGUGAAGAGAUGUUUCUCGUGCCCUGAGACCACCAAACCCCUCGUGCCCCUGCGCCCCAUCAAACCCCUGGCCGGAUUCUUUUACCCCAGGAAAUCCUUCAAGCGCUUGGGGGGGAACAAGUGGCGCUCGUACGAGGACGUGCAACUGCGGGUUCAGACUUCCCAACCCAAGAUCUUUGAGCAGAUAGAGGGAGAUCAUGCUGGCUCCGUGUUCUUCUCCAAUCCUCUGUAUGAGCCCCCCGAACCUGAGAGCCGCGCAGCUACCCCCACCCCGGCGCCAUCUUGCUCAGCACCAGCCAUAGAUGGGACCACCAGGGCGUCACCGUCUGCCCCCUCGCUGUGUUGUAACCAAGCCGAGCAGGACCCCUCAGAGUCAGGGAUAUUUGGAAGAUUCCGGCACAAAGAUCCCAGCAAGCGCCAAAGGAGAGAGUCCAAGUUUGUGCACACGCAGCCCCUCUAUCAGGAUUACUGGUUGCACCAUGCCAAGGAGGAUACCUACGGGCACGGCUCCUUCUCUCUGGAUUCCUCCCUUUCAUUUGCCGGCCUGCUCUCUUCUUCCCUUGCCGGAGGAUCCCCUGUUCAAAUGAGCUCCCAGGUCCACUCCUCCUCCCUAUGGCAAGAUCUCCCCAAAGUGAAGAAACAGAAGAUCAUGGACAAAAUGACCCCCCAUCAGAGGCAACUGCAGGAGACCAUAUUUGAAGUGUUGACGUCGGAGGCCUCGUACCAGCGCAGUUUGUCAUUGGCUAUAAACCAUUUCCAGAAUUCCCGCAAACUCUCCGAAUGCCUCGGCGCCACCGACCAGCACACCCUCUUCUCCAACCUUCCUGCCGUCUGGGAAGUGAGUCAGAGGUACCAGUCUGUCCGGCCCAUAGUCAUAACCAGCCCUUUUCCUGCUCCAAUCAGAUUCCUGCAGAAUCUGGAAGAGGCUCUGGAGAGGGACAUUUUCCUGCGGGACACGGGGAAGCUGAUCCUGCUGCACUGCCCAGAGUUCCACCGGGUCUACAUCCCCUACGUGACCAACCAGAUGUACCAGGAGAACCUGAUGCAGAGACUUGUGAAGGAGAACGGGAGGUUCCUGCAGGUCCUACAGAAGCUGGAGGAGAAGUCUGAGUGCAAGAGGCAAAGUCUCAAGUCUUUCCUGAUCCUCCCCUUCCAGAGAAUAACCCGCCUGAAGAUCCUGCUGGAGAACAUUCUGAAGUUGGCACAAGAUGACCUGGAACUGGCAGAUUCUGCAAGGAGGUCUCUGGCAGCUGUUGGGCAGAUUGUAACCGCCUGUAAUGAGGGGGUGAAGCGCAUGAAGGAGAUCGAAGACUUGGUGCUUCUGGAGAAACAAGUGGAGUUCAGCAACACAAAGUUCUUCCCCCUCAUCUCUAGGGGUCGGGUCCUUCUGAAACACGGAGAACUCGUACAGAUAUUCUUUCAGGAGAUGGGCCCUGGUCACCGGCACCGACUCUCCACCAAACCCAUCUAUGUCCAUCUCUUUAGUGACCUCCUGAUGAUGAGCAGAACCGAGUACGGGCGCUACUUGGUGGAGGACUAUACCAGCAGGGGGCAAGUGAAAGCCGAUAACUUCCGGGCCAAACAGUUGGGGCUCCCAGAUUUCACCUUCCUGCUGAGACUGAGGCCCAGCCACGCUGGAGUAAACUGCGAGUAUAUACUGAAAAGCAGCAGCGAAACAGAGAAGCAGCAGUGGAUUUCUCUCAUUAAUGGCCAGAUGUGCCCGGCGCUCAGCUGCUGAGUCUGAACUACAGGGGCCCCAGGUGCUGGGGGUCUGGACAGACAGCAGUCGGGGGGAUUCUCUGGGCCCCAAUACACUCUCUGACUGAGGCUUCUGCACCCCCUUACUGCACCCACUGAGGCCACAGCCAGUACAACUGCAUCUGGUGCCCCCGACACAGCACAACAUGGAGGGGCCUCUGGCUGCUCAUCUGGGGGAGCGCUGGCUUUUUCAGGGGGAACCGGGCAGAACUGGGGGAUAUUCCCUCUGAGCUCACUGAGACUUGGGGGGCAGGUAAUGGUUUGUAUGUGGCAUGUGCAGCGUCUUGUCAUUUAUUCUUGUUUUUUAUUUAUUGUUCUAAUAAAUUUUCCUUUUAUUCA
Molecule: messenger RNA, 2360 nt
Organism: Xenopus laevis (African clawed frog)
Lineage: Eukaryota; Metazoa; Chordata; Amphibia; Anura; Pipidae
Product: rho guanine nucleotide exchange factor 19
Exons: 14
Coding region: 205-2001 (598 amino acids)
Source: RefSeq, a predicted model, not a curated record